CCCGGCGCUGCAACCCAGUGCGAGCGAAAGCCCCGGCGAGCGACGCAGCAGCAGCAGCCGACGCGCCGGCAGGAUGGCGACCCCAGCACGGGGUGUCCGGUCUACCCGGAAGCUGCGGCAGUGGAUCGUGGAGCAGGUGGAGAGUGGGAAAUUCUCUGGGCUGGUGUGGGACGACCCCGCGAAGACGAGGUUCCGCAUCCCCUGGAAACACGCCGGGAAGCAGGAGUUCCGUCUUGAAGAGGACGCCGGCUUCUUCAAGGCUUGGGCCAUCUUUAAAGGAAAGUACCACCCAGGGGAACGCUUCGAUCCUGCCGUCUGCAAGACCCGUAUCCGCUGUGCCUUGGCUAAGAGUCCUGAGUUCGAGGAGAUGCCAUCGCGCGCCAGGCUGGAUAUCCCAGAGCCCUACAAGGUGUAUCGCCUGGUCCCGCUGUCUGAGCAGCAAACUGGGAACUCAUCCCGGAAGUCCAAGAAGAAUAAGCUGGGAGCUUCCAGUGGGACCUCAAAGGAGGGGAGAAGAAGCCCCCCCGAAAGUGUCCCUCAGAGGUCCUGCGCCCUUUCCCUGCCGAAUACGGAUCGAAGCGCCCCGUCGGAGGCCACGUCGAGCCCCUCUCUGAACGCUGCGGCUACUCUCACCAUUCUUGAAGAGGAGUUAAGCCUUCAGUCCGGUGAACCAGCUCCUGACGUGACGGAGAUCGCCCUUUGUGUGAAGGCCGAGACUCUGCCGGUAGAGAUGCCUCUGGUGGUGAGAAUAGAGGAGUUCUCCAUCCAGAUGUCCGUCUUCUACAGCGGCGUGCUGGUUCAGAGCUUCUGGCUCCCGCAAGGCGACUUUCUGAUCACGUCCGUUCCCGCGCCGCUGGAAGCGCCAUGUAACCGGAUGCACCGUGUGGUGCUGCCACGUCCAGACGGGGUAGAGGACCCUCGAAAGCAGAAGGCCACCCUGCAGUUGCUGAAGGAUCUGGAGAAGGGUGUGAUGGCCGAGAGUAACUGGGAAGGGAUAUUCUUCCAGUGCCAGAGGAAGUGCAAAGCCAGCGUCUGUUGGCAGGGACUCACGGAAUCCCAGGCCUCUGGGAAGCUGGACAGCGACCAUUUCCUUCACGUGUUUAGUCCCAAGGCAUUCCGGUCAGCCUGGGACCGGUACCUGCUUGGCUUAGGUCCUAAGCCGGAACACCAAGUUACGCUGUGUAUAGGGGAAGAACUGGAGGGAAAUGAUCGUUUGAAUAAUAAGCUCAUCGUCAUUCAGAUGGCACAGAAUUUUGCGGCCCGACUGAUUGAGGUGAAACAGAUAUCUACCCUGGAUUCCAUCACGCUGUCGUUGACAUUUCCACACCCCUCAGCCUGAAAAUUUGGCAGCGUCUGGUUCCUACUUUCCCCCUUGAUGAACAUGACCCUGGACACCAAAGCUCCCGUCUGGGUCGUGGAGUCUGAGAUAGCACUUUGUGGGCUGAACAAUUCCAUUCUCCUCUCAGCAUGCAACUUCUGGAGUUCCUGUGGGGCAUGGCCCCCUCUGUUCCUUAGGGUGUAAGCGUGGACUUACUCCAUCUGCGCGAAAUUGUAGCCAUUAUAUGUAAACUUGUGAAAACACUAGAGUGACCAAGAAGCAGUGACUUCUAUAUGUGAUUGAUCCCGGUUGCGUUUUGAGACUGAGGGAUUUCCUUUUUGGAAUACCGGUAGGGGUGGCGAGCAAAUUCUGUAAUCUGCGCCCAUCUUCUGUGUCUGCUAGAAUCCCCACUCCUGUUCUUUUUGCACUUUACUUGAAACGACGACCGUGAGGCAUUUUCCUAUAGCAACAAUAAAAGCCUUAUAGAUAUGUGUGCCUGACGUCUGCCUGUGGUGUUCUUUUGAUACAACCGAAUUAAUGCUAAAAACCUGGAUGAACUCAAGAGCUCCCGUCUCACCAUGACUUCGAGUGAAGUCCCUUCGUUUCUGCAAGACUCUCGGGGUUAUGCUUUAAAGCUGUUUCGAACCUUAAUACUGGUGAAAUGCAAAUUGCACAGUUGAUUCCGCUAACGUUGGGAGCGGGUUUUGUCAACCCUUGUCUUUAGUUUGAUGCUUAUCUUUGUAACGGUGAGUGUUUGUCCAGUCCCGCCAAACCUAAGGACAAGGAUCCACUGCGCCGUUGGGCACCAAGGUGCCUGCCAACCAGUGUUCCCUCUAAGUUGAGUGAGUGCGAGCUACCUCACAGUUUUUUAGCCUCC
Molecule: messenger RNA, 2195 nt
Organism: Gekko japonicus
Lineage: Eukaryota; Metazoa; Chordata; Lepidosauria; Squamata; Gekkonidae
Gene: IRF9
Product: interferon regulatory factor 9
Exons: 9
Coding region: 74-1339 (421 amino acids)
Biological process (GO): immune system process; regulation of transcription by RNA polymerase II
Cellular component (GO): nucleus
Molecular function (GO): protein binding; RNA polymerase II cis-regulatory region sequence-specific DNA binding; DNA-binding transcription factor activity, RNA polymerase II-specific
Source: RefSeq, a predicted model, not a curated record